AUGAAAGGACAUAAAAGCAUAAUUCCUACCUCUCUCCAGUCAUCAUAUACACAAAUACUACACAAAGGACAUCCUGGAAUAAAAGCUACAAAACGCAGAGCACAUGAAAUUGUCUAUUGGAGAUCAAUGUGCGAUGACAUAAAAAAUGUUGUGUCAUCCUGCCAGGUAUGUAAUGCCCUAAAGUCACAUCAAGCCAAGGAGCCCUUACUUUUACAUAACAUUCCAGAUCUACAAUGGACGAUUGUUGCCACAGAUAUAUUUGAGUGGAACAAUAAGCAUUUCCUGGUACUCGUAGAUUCCUAUUCCGGAUGGUUUGAAGUGAAUACUUUAACUGACUUAACAUCAGCCACGGUAAUAGUGAAACUGAAGCGUCACUUUGCUACCCAUGGUACACCACGGAUUCUCAUAACUGACAAUGGAGGUCAGUAUUCAGGUCAACAAUUCAAACAGUUCGCAUCAGAAUGGAACUUUGUUCACAUCACGAGUAGUCCUGAACAUGCCCAAUCAAAUGGCCUUGCAGAGAAUGCGGUAAUUAAAGCAGGCAAAGAUGUUGUUAGAAAAGACACAAAGAGAUGGAUCAGAUAUCUAUCAAAAUCUUCUGAACUUACGCAAUGUGCCAAGAGAUAA
Anneissia japonica is the source of this 627-nucleotide messenger RNA. RefSeq lists its product as uncharacterized. The record is from RefSeq and is a predicted model, not a curated record. Gene Ontology annotation, biological process: DNA integration. NCBI's taxonomy places the organism in Eukaryota, Metazoa, Echinodermata, Crinoidea, Comatulida, Comatulidae. Gene Ontology annotation, molecular function: nucleic acid binding. The transcript has a single exon. The coding region runs from base 1 to 627 and encodes 208 amino acids.